Molecule: messenger RNA, 5277 nt
Organism: Ornithodoros turicata
Lineage: Eukaryota; Metazoa; Arthropoda; Arachnida; Ixodida; Argasidae
Exons: 1
Coding region: 1-5277 (1758 amino acids)
Biological process (GO): DNA integration
Molecular function (GO): zinc ion binding; nucleic acid binding
Source: RefSeq, a predicted model, not a curated record
AUGGAGGAUCUUGAUCGCGUAAGGAAAUUUCGAAGUCAGGCCAGGUCGUCGAUAACCCGAACGGUGAACGAUCUGAAGACGCUUUUGACUACGACCCCUCUUCCCAGAGAGCAACUGAAGCAAACCUUGACGGUUUUGGAAACGAAGUGGGCUACCUUGAAAGAAAAGGACCGAGAGGUUCAGGGUCUCAUACCGGAGGAAUUGAUAGAGAGCGAGUGUAAUUCCUGCGAUCAAUACCUCGAGUCAGUCACGGCGAUCAAGUUCCAAGUGUGUUCCGCACUAGACUCCACGACCGCAUCCCGAUCUUUGGCUCCCGCAGGCGACGGCGUUGAUGCUACGGGACCUCGACGAUCCUCCUCAGGAGAUCGGAGUCACUCUACCGGAGUCACUCUACCGAAGCUGCGGAUCGACACCUUUAGCGGCGACCUAUCUAAAUGGCAGGGGUUCUGGGACCAGUUCCGUGCGAGUAUUCAUGAAAACGAACGUCUCACUGAUGUCAACAAGCUGAAGUACCUGGUCUCUCUCGUUUCUGGGCCAGCAGCCCGUGCCAUUGAAGGUCUCUCGAUUAGCGAUGAGAACUACACGACUGCCGUGGACAUACUUCAGAAGCGAUUUGGGAAGGACGACCUUCUUGUGACCGAAAACAUGGGGCGCCUUUUCGAGCUCAGGACUGUUCGGUCCAGCACCGACGUAAAGGGGUUGCGUGAGCUCCACGAGACUGUUACAGUGCGCAUCAGGAACCUGGAGAGCCUAAAUGUUACGACAGCACAAUACGCAAUUCCGCUUCGGCAGGUCAUCUUGAAGAAGAUUCCUAGAGACCUCGAAAUGGACUUCUACCGAACCAAGGACAAAGGCAAGGACACCAACGGCGACUCUUUAUCAUCCCUACUAGAUUUCCUGGAGAAUGAGAUUGAAUGUCGGGAACGAGCCCGAAGGGAGGCAGAUGACGUUCCCAAGCGUAGGGAGCCGACCCCAGCCUCUGCAUCUUCGCUGACAGCAACCGCGUCUUCUGUCUCAGAUCCAGCAUCUGCAAUGGCUGCCCCAAGCACUCCUACGUGUGUGCUUUGCAAGUCCGGACAGCAUCGAUUGGAGGGAUGCACUGCUGGUUUGAGCCCUGAGGAAGUACGACUGAUCCUGCGCCGGGAGGGCAGGUGUUUCCUUUGCGGACGACGGUCGCACAUAUCGAAGGAUUGCAGGGUAAGGCGGGUCUUGCAGUGUGAUCGCUGCCAUAGACGUCAUCUUACUCAACUGUGCCCCGGAGUCAACUCGUCCAGCACUGAGCAGUCCCCGCAGUCGUCUCAGUCUACAGCACAAGAGCCGUCGACGGUGCAUGCGUCUACGGGAACUGUUGUGACAUCUCUUUCGUCAUCCUCUGCCGUUUUGCAAGGCGCGGCGGUCCUUCUGCAAACAGCCAAGGUGUGGAUUGAAGGAACUGAUGGCCGGAGAAGUCUCGCACGCAUACUUCUGGAUGGCGGCAGCCAACGCAGUUUUAUUCGACAGGAUGUGUCGACGAAGCUCGGAUGUACACUGCUUCGAUCCGAAGAUUUGCAUGUUGGGGCCCUUGGAAACACUGCGUCAAGCUGCACGAAGUAUCGAUGCGUGCGGGUUCUCUUGCGCAGCCAAUUUUCGGCGUCAUGUAUGGCAAUCGAGGCGGUUGAAUACCCCGACAUCUGCUCCGAUGGAUUGCCUGUUCUCGAUUCGCAUUCAGCGCAACACGUCAAGAAUAUGGGUCUACAGCUUGCUGACGAGCCCUCAUCUCCCACCGAUAUUUCAUUAUUGAUUGGAGCGGACUUUUAUUGGGGAGUUGUGACUGGAGCAACCGCCCGUUUAUCAGAUUACCUGGUGGCUGUUGAAACUCUGUUUGGGUGGACGAUUCAAGGCUCAGGCAGAAAUGCCAGCGGUGGUCACUGUCGCAUCCCGUCGGUUCAUGUUCUCCAUGUUGAGGUGCACCAGGAAGAUACCAACGUCAUCGACCAGCAACUCUCCGCCUUUUGGGAGUUAGAGCAUUUGGGCAUAACUGAUCGCCACCAGUCCGACUCCGACUGUGACACUGUCCUGCGCAAGUUCCGGUCCACAGCGCAGUUGUUAAACGGUCGUUACACCGUGCGCUUGCCUUGGAAGUCGGAAGCGCCUGAAGCAUUGGGUGACAACAAGAAGCUGGCGGUCCAGAGGCUGGAUAGUACCAUCAAAAGAUUACGGAGAGACCAAACGUUGCUGGAAGAAUAUGAUUCCACCAUACGUCAGUAUUUGCGUCUUCAACACGCUGAACGGGUCCUACAACCGGAGUUGGUGGCCGGGCCUCUGUAUUAUAUGCCGCACCACGCAGUCAUCCGAAGGGACCGCGAGACAACAAAGGUUCGAAUUGUGUUUGAUGCCUCGUCGAAGGCUCACGGUUCUCUCUCUCUCAACGAAGCUCUUCACGCCGGCCCUAACCUUAACCCUGACGUUCUGCAAUUGCUGUUGCGGUUUCGAUCUUAUCAUGUGGCUCUCACAGCGGAUAUAGAGAAGGCGUUUUUACAGAUCGUGCUGGACAGUGCUGACCGAGAUUGUUUGCGUUUUCUGUGGUAUGCCACGACGCCACGAGCAGGCGAACCGUUGCCCCCAGUAGAAAUCUGGCGCAUGACACGAGUGCCUUUUGGAGCCAAGUCCAGUCCCUUUCUUCUCGCGGCCACUAUACGUCACCACCUGAGAGCAGCAGAAGAGACAUACCCACGCACGGCGUCCUUACUUUCCAGCCAUUUCUAUGUGGACGACCUCGUUGUUGGUAUGCCAUCGCCGGAAGAGGCACUUACUGUUUACCACGAGUCGCGGCAAAUCUUCCGCGACGCGGGCAUGAAACUGGUUAAGUGGACGAGCAAUGAUGCUCAUCUCCGGGCUACCUUUGACGCCGAUGGGACAGGAAGUUCGACCACGUCGCCACUAAGGAAGGUCCUAGGAAUCGUUUGGGAUAUCGAGACAGAUGAAAUUCGGUAUCCGUUGAAGUCAAUAUCGGAGUUCCUGGAGCAACGGUCGAAUACCAAACGGUAUGUACUGCAAGCAGUGGCUCGCAUUUAUGAUCCCUUGGGCUAUGUGGCGCCUUUCGUGUUGACAGCCAAGAUUUUGCUACAACGGAUUUGGCUCUCCAAGAUGAGUUGGGACGAAGAACUACCAGAAGACCUGAUGGGAGUGUGGUCGUCUUGGUGCCAGCAGGUGCCUUUAUUGUCUCGCGUCUCGUUACCACGGCGGCUCGGCGGGAAGAUGUCGGAGGGCAGCAUCGCGCUGCAUAUGUUUUGCGACGCGAGUCCGCGAGCAUACGGUGCGGCCGCAUACCUGGUGACGCUCGACAGGGACGGUCAUUACAGUGCGGAUCUUCUUUUGGCAAAGUCUCGGGUGGCCCCGGUCAAAACGGUCUCCUUACCGAGACUCGAGUUAAUGGGUGCCGUCAUCGCGACCAGGCUUAUGAGAUUCUUACAGACGACGUUAUCUCUGUCCACCGUACCCACGGUGUUAUGGACGGACUCUGAGAUAGCACUCUACUGGAUUUACGGAUCGACGAACGACUGGAAACCUUUUGUACAGAACCGGGUGUCGGAAAUACGGGCUGGUACGGAGCCUAGUCAGUGGCGUCACUGCCCCGGCAAAGAAAAUCCCGCGGAUCUUCUCACGAGAGGCACUUCAUGCCUCCAAUUGCUGAACAACAGUGCAUGGUGGCAGGGGCCCUCGUGGCUUAUGGAUCAAGAGUCUUGGCCUCCAGCGUGGCGUACUCCGGAUGAACCCUGCGUCGAGGUACGAAACGAAACAAAGGCCCAGACGGCGUGCUGCGUACCCAUCUUGGCUACUACUACCCUAAUGGAUGUUGCCAAAUACAGUUCGCUCCACCGGCUGCUGAGAGUUACCGCUUGGGUGUCAAGAUUUCUGCACAACUGUAGGCAUACCACAGCCGAAAGGAGGGGGCCUUUGACGGCCGCCGAGGUAGUUGCAGCGGAAACAUACUGGGUCACAGCGGCACAGCGUCAAAAUUUCGGUUCUCAUCCCGCGGUGCACAAGUCCUUACAAAACGUGUCUGUCUUCCAUGAUGACGAUGGUGUUCUCCGUUUGACGGGCCGCCUUCAGUACAGCGAUUUUGAAGAAACCCAGAGGCAUCCCAUCGUCAUUCCCGCUGACCACCCGUUCACCGCUCUUUUAGUUUUCCGGGCUCAUGUCAGGCUUCUGCAUGCUGGAGUUCAGGAGACACUCGCCGCGCUUCGGGAAGAGUACUGGGUUCUCCGUGGUCGUCAGGCUGUGAAGAGGAUCCUAAAUGGAUGUCGCACUUGCCGACGAGCAAAGGUUCAGGCGUGCACAGAAGUUACCGCUCCGCUACCACGAGACCGCUUGUCACAGUCCGCACCAUUUGAAGUGACAGGCACCGAUUUUGCGGGUCCACUGUACUACAAGUGUUCAAAAGGCGGCGGAAGAAAGUGCUACAUCCUGAUUUUUACCUGUGCCGUCACUAGGGCUGUUCACCUAGAGCUGACGAAGUCUAUGACUACCGAGGAUUUCCUAAUGGCUCUUAGAAGGUUCGUAUCAAGACGGGGCGUACCCGCCACUAUAUAUUCAGACAAUUUUCGGACAUUCAAGCGAGCCAGUCGCGAACUCACCCCUGCCUGGUUGUCACAAAACGCUCAGGUAAACGUAUUCUUGACUGCACGACGGAUCACCUGGAAAUUCAUAGUGGAGCGAGGAGCAUGGUGGGGUGGGUUUUGGGAACGCCUGAUUCGCAGUACCAAAACCUGCCUGCGUACAGUCCUGGGUCGAAGCGCCCUCCGCUACGAAGAACUCUCUACCGUUCUCACAGAGGUGGAGGCGGUGAUGAAUUCUCGGCCUCUGACGUAUCUGUCCGAAGAUCCAGACGACCUUUCUGCCGUCACGCCGUCACACUUUCUGAUUGGGCAAAGGCUCACCGCGCUUCCGUGUCGCGAACCCGAAGCAGGAACAACAUCUACAGCCCAACAGUUGAGACGCCGGUGGACGUAUAGGGAAGAAUUGACUCAUCAAUGCUGGAAGAAGUGGGUUAAAACGUACAUCCUCCUCCUGAGAUCGGCCAACGUCUGCAAGCCCGUACCAUCACACAGCGUCGCCGUCGGGGACCUAGUACUCAUUGCUGCAGAGUCAAGGCCGCGAACAUCGUGGCCUCUAGGACGUGUGAGUCACGUAACACAGAGCCCAGAUGGAAGGGUUAGAUCCUGUAGAAUCAACUUGCCAGGAGGGAAAACCGUAAGCCGGCCAGUACAACUUCUCUACAAAUUGGAAGCUGAUUGA